Molecule: messenger RNA, 2083 nt
Organism: Gasterosteus aculeatus aculeatus (three-spined stickleback)
Lineage: Eukaryota; Metazoa; Chordata; Actinopteri; Perciformes; Gasterosteidae
Gene: ivd
Product: isovaleryl-CoA dehydrogenase
Biological process (GO): L-leucine catabolic process
Cellular component (GO): mitochondrion
Molecular function (GO): 3-methylbutanoyl-CoA dehydrogenase activity; flavin adenine dinucleotide binding
Source: RefSeq, a predicted model, not a curated record
ACCUCUCACUUCGCCUGCGCUAAGAGCCAUAUCUCUUAUGGGUCCGAGUGACGUCGGUGUCAACUUUUGGUUAUUUUGUCCCCUGAUAAAAACGUCCCGGCUAUAAGGAACAUUAUGUAUGCCGUCAGAAACGCUCUCCGCCUCGGCCGCAGGUUGUCCGUCCAGGCGGCGUCGAGGAGAGGAUGCGCCGGUGCUUCCAUCCCGGUGGACGAUGUCGUGAACGGACUCACCGAGGACCAGAUCCAGCUCAGGCAGUCGGUUCGUAAAUUCUGUGCAGAAAAGCUCGCACCGUGUGCCGACGAGAUCGACAGGACCAAUGAAUUUCCAGGAAUGCGGGAGUUUUGGAGAGACAUGGGUGAGAUGGGACUUCUUGGGAUCACUGCUCCAGAGGAGUACGGGGGCACAGGAUUGGGCUACCUCGAUCAUGUCAUCGUAAUGGAGGAAAUGUCCAGAGUGUCUGCGGCCAUCGCUCUCAGUUACGGCGCCCACUCCAACCUCUGCGUCAACCAGAUGGUUCGCCACGGCAACGAGAAGCAGAAAGAGAAGUACAUGCCCAAGUUAAUGACCGGGGAGCACGUAGGAGCUCUGGCCAUGAGUGAACCCAAUGCCGGCUCUGAUGUCGUGUCCAUGAAACUCAAAGCCAAGAAGCAAGGCGACUACUAUGUUCUGAAUGGCAACAAGUUCUGGAUCACAAAUGGGCCGGAUGCCGAUGUCCUUAUUGUUUACGCAAAGACAAAUCCUGAGGCCCAUCAAAAGGGCAUCACAGCUUUCAUUGUUGAAAAGGGAAUGCCGGGAUUCUCUACGGCACAGAAGCUCGAUAAACUUGGUAUGAGGGGUUCAAACACCUGCGAGCUGAUCUUUGAAGACUGCAAAAUCCCAGAGAAGAACGUCCUCGGCCCGUUGAACAAAGGUGUUUACGUGAUGAUGAGCGGCUUGGAUCUGGAGAGGCUGGUGCUUGCAGCCGGACCCAUCGGCAUCAUGCAGUCAGUUUUGGACAACGCUGUUCCCUACCUGCACGUCAGAGAAGCUUUCGGACAGAAAAUCGGACACUUUCAGCUGAUGCAAGGCAAGAUGGCUGACAUGUACACCAGGCUGAGCUCCUGUAGGCAGUAUGUGUACAACGUCGCCCGUGCUUGUGACAAAGGACACUUCAGUUCAAUGGACUGUGCUGGAGUCAUCCUCUACUGUGCAGAGAAUGCCACCCAGGUUGCUUUGGACGGCAUUCAGUGUUUGGGUGGGAACGGCUACAUCAACGACUACCCCAUGGGGCGAUUCUUGCGCGACGCGAAGCUGUACGAAAUUGGCGCCGGCACAAGCGAAGUGCGCCGGCUGAUUAUCGGCCGAGCUUUCAACGCCAUGUACAAGUGAUCCGAUCCACGUCGAGGAAUCGCGUGGACGAACGCCGUUACUCACACCCGGGGGCCUUAAACGGAACCAUCCGUUGCUGCUGUCUGUUUCUGAAUAAUUGUCGCACAGCAUUUUUAUUCAUCAACCCAGAUGUGUCGUACGUGAAAUCAUUCAAAGAUAAAGGUAAUGUGACGAGUUUCAUGCAAAUGACCAUGUUGAGUGUCUCAAUUUUUUAUAUCUGGUUCGUGACAUCGACUUGAUAACCACCGGAAUGCCAAUAAAGCAAUAGCAUUAUUCUUAAGAAUUCAGCCACAUAAACCAGAGACGAUACUGAUGCUUGAAUUAUCAAUGAAUUAAUAGAUUGUGAAUACUGUGUAAUUAUAAUUCUAUAAGCCUUACAGGUGAAUAUCACUCGUUAAAUUAAACAUUAAAAAGUCUCAUGAGCUUUGUUACUUCACUUUCAUGAUUUCACUGCAAACUGAUCACCGAUUUCUUGGCAAUGAGUUUUGGGAAAAGUGUAUAUGUGAGUAUUCUGUUGUAGAGAAUUAGAAACAGUUUGUCCAUUUUUUUUUUUUUUUCCCCAACGGUUUUGGCUUUGUCUUCUGGCUGAACCGUCCAGCUGGAGAAACUCACGAUUCCUUUCUCCUCUCUUCUCCAAUGGACUAAAUGUAGAUAAUGUGUGAUAUAUAAUAUAGUUUUGUUUAGCAUGAAUAAACAAACCUUUUAAUUUCUGGAA